Molecule: messenger RNA, 3717 nt
Organism: Varanus komodoensis (Komodo dragon)
Lineage: Eukaryota; Metazoa; Chordata; Lepidosauria; Squamata; Varanidae
Gene: UBE2J1
Product: ubiquitin conjugating enzyme E2 J1
Exons: 8
Coding region: 1993-2904 (303 amino acids)
Source: RefSeq, a predicted model, not a curated record
GAUAAACGUUCCUUUAGCUGUCACCCUUUUUUCUGAGUAAGAAAAGGGCCAAAUGCAAACAUAGUUUCUUUUGUGAGAGAAGACUGAGGCAAACUAGCAGUAGAGCAGUUUUGCCUUCUUUCUGUCACCUGAUAACAUUCCUGCAUCUUCUUCACACAUAAUUUCUCUUUUUAUUGAUUUGACAUCUCACUACUACUAAAAUUAAGCUUCACCUUUGCUAAUAUAAGGACUGUGUUUUGUCUCUAUUUGUGUUUUCUGCCUCUGAAGAGACUCAUGUAGUGAUUUGUGAUAUGCUGUGGUUUUAUUUUUCCAAAGAAACUCCCUCCAUUGAUACUUUGCCUCUAGUAAAAUAUACACAUUAGGUAUUUCAUACUGUAUUUGAGUUUGUUCCAACCAACAAUUAAAAGUAAAAUAAUAUUGGGCUAAAAACAAUCAGUUUACACUUUUACAUAUGUAUACAUGAUUUUGCUGAAUUGUUUCAUCAUCUUGCUUAAAAACAAGUUGAGACAGACAAUGGCUAGGGCCCUAAAAAUCUAGCAAGGUUUGAACCUGUUUUUUUCCAUUAUUCUUCCCCAUGCCACAUUGCAAACCACUUCUGAAACAGGGUACUCUCGCAAACAUAAUGUUACAUGGCAUGAAGACAGGUGUUCAAAGAGAGAAUAUAUAUAUCACACAUGUGUGUCUAGGCUAUUGGGCGUUCUUAAAACAGUGCUUAUGAUUCCUCCUGAUCUUGAUUUUUAAAAAAAAAAACCCUCUGAAAUACUUCAUGCUGUUCCAUAGCUGAUGAGACAAACUCUUAAAAUACAUUCUUUUAAAAAGAUCCUUAAAUAUUGUUGGGAGAAUCAAAAUAAAUCUUUAUAGAGAAAGAUUGCUUAUUUGUACUUUUGUGAUAUAAAAUCAGACCUUCAGUGUCUCUGCUGCUCUUGCCCAGAAAGAACCAGAAUUCCAAGCCAGGCUCCUUUGUUUCCCUAAAGCUUUAUUAGUCAUCUGUUUCUUUAAGAGAUUGAGACUCUCUGCUUCCCUGAGGUGGCUGCUACAUUUAGGUGCAAAGUUAAGCUUGUUACAUUGUUAGCAUUUCACUGCCUUGAGGCUUUUUGUUCUGUGAAGCUCCUGAGCAGCAGCAAACUGCCCUGUCUAGUUUUCUUGCAUGUCAAUACCCACACCCAAUCCUAUUAUGAUUCAUGUACCUUUCUCUGUGCCAUAUCAAUACUCUGUAAUCACUGAUAUUUACUAUACCAUUAUGUCAUGUCUGGCUGUCUUCACAUUGUUUUGUCUAUGAAUACAUAUUAUUUGUGCACUUGACUUAAAAUCUAUAAAACACUCUGUAUAUGUUCUGGAACUUGUAGUUGGUUGGUGGACCUCUUUGCAGCAGUGUUGCUGUAGGGUUGUACUCUACCAAGGGGUUUACCUGCGUUGUUCUCACCAAUACAACUGCUGAAGUUUUAGGCGAAGGUGUCUCCCUGUGGAUCCGAGUGUGCAUUCUUGUGGCUGCUAACCAAGAUUCCCUGACAUCUAGCCGAAAAUAGAAGAAUACAUAAGGUGAAAGGGGAAGGAAUGGACAACAAGAAAGAAACUUGAUUGACCUCCAACCUGGUGGUCUUCAGAUGUUUUGGACAGGGCCUUCAGGCCAAUUUAAUGGAAUAUAAGUUUAGAAAAUAUAAUAAAUAAUUCUCAUCAGCCCAGCUGAAACAUCAGCCCAACUUUCUGAACAGGAAGGGAUCCAUGGCAACUACAUAGAAGGCACCAGUUGGGAAAAGCUGAACUAGAUCAUUAGCUGAAGUCAUAGAUAGCUAAUUAAAUAAUUAGAUAAUUAAAUCUGCACAACCCCUUCUUUAUUGCUUUCUUCUUGUGUGUUCUCUCCAGUUUACCAAAAUGCAUUUCCUUCUUCAUGACUGCUCAGGUGAAUGACUGUAAUGGAGUCAGAUCCACAAUGGAUUUUUUGUAUCUUCCUUCUGCCUGGUGAAAAUAGAUUUUUAAGCUGUGAAACGUUUAAUGAAAGAAGCUGCUGAACUAAAGGAUCCAACAGACCAUUAUCAUGCACAGCCCUUAGAGGACAACCUUUUUGAGUGGCAUUUCACUGUCAGAGGUCCACCAGAUUCAGAUUUUGAUGGAGGAGUUUAUCAUGGAAGAAUAGUACUACCUCCAGAGUAUCCUAUGAAACCACCAAGUAUUAUUCUGCUAACAGCCAAUGGCAGGUUUGAAGUUGGAAAGAAAAUUUGCUUAAGCAUCUCAGGACACCAUCCUGAAACAUGGCAGCCUUCAUGGAGUAUAAGGACUGCCUUGCUUGCCAUCAUUGGAUUUAUGCCAACCAAAGGGGAGGGAGCCAUAGGAUCUCUAGACUACACACCUGAGGAAAGAAAAGCACUUGCUAAGAAGUCUCAGGAUUUCUCUUGUGAAGGAUGUGGUUCACUUAUGAAGGAAGCUCUUUUACCCUUAACAUCUGGAAGUGCCUCAAGUCAAGCUGACAAAGAGGCCAAGGAACUUGCUAGGCAAAUUAGUUUCAAGGCUGAAGUUAAUUCAUCUAGGAAAUCUGUUGCUGAACCUGCAGGGUUAUCAGAAUUUAACCACUUGACAAGUUCACCUGAACAGCAACAGGAAAUUACAACUCCAGCAUUCCAGGACACAACCACCAGUGAAACGUCUGAGAAUCAGACCAACUCAUCCACCUCUAGUCAAGAGCAGCAUGCCCAGCCUGCUUCAAGCAAUACUUCUGUGAGCCCUCGCCAGCGGAGUGUGCAGCAGAGAAGGGUGCCAACUUCAGCCAACUUCAAUCAGGUUCAACAGCCAAGAGUCCACACAAGCCAUGUUGGGUCAAAUCUGCUGAUUCUCCUUCUUGUUUUAGCACUGGCAGCUCUUAUAUUUAGGCGUAUUUAUCUAGCAAAUGAGUAUACAUUUGAAUUAUGAGUUUCUCUCAUUCUUAAGAACAAUGACUUGAAUGCUUUAUUAAAAUGUUCUAUGUUGGAUAUGUCAAAGACUGUUUACAUAAGAUUACUUUUUGUAUUUACUCAUUUUAAGUCCAUAUGUUAAUGUACUAAGGGGUACGUUAAGGUCUGCCAGGAAAGUACCCCUUGAUAUUGGUGGGUGUAUGGAUUAUUAACAAUCUAUACAAACUGAACAGAUACCUUGAGAAGUUAUGCAGAGAAUAUUUCUGCAUUAGCAGGGUAUUUAAGGACUGGGAGCAUUGGACACAUUACUUGUAAGCUUUGGUGAGUAAUUUUAACUGACAGAGACAUAAAAUUGUGGUUUUAUGCUGGCAUGAAUAAAUAUUAAUAGAGUGAAUUAUUUACCUGAGAAGGUGUUUCCUAAAUUGAAAUGAAAGUAUGUUUGCAUAAAAAUGUUAAUUUCAGCAGGAAGAGGAAAUUAUUAAUAUUUGUAAGUACAUUCAUUUCCUACCCAACAAAUUUGAUGAGGGGAUGGAACCCUGAAAUUGUGGAAUGUAUCCUCCAUGAAAAAUAGGGGCCAGAACAGAAUUUGCUUUCCUUGUUUUAAUUUUCAAGGCAUUAGUAUAAUAUUUUGAGAGAUUUCAGUUUCGUUUUCUAAUAUUCAGUUAUGUAUAUUUUGCUUUUUAAAAAAAGUUGAAGAUCUUGGAAAUAGUUCCAACUAUGUAAUAUUUACCUGUCACCUAUUGACUGUGACUUAUUUCUGAAGUAUGUAUGAUGCUUUAAAUUGUCUGUUUUAUGUUCCCAUAAAAUUAAAAGCAUUUUCAACACCAAAAAA